This is a messenger RNA of Rhagoletis pomonella (apple maggot), 807 nucleotides long. RefSeq lists its product as uncharacterized. NCBI's taxonomy places the organism in Eukaryota, Metazoa, Arthropoda, Insecta, Diptera, Tephritidae. Bases 1 to 807 code for a protein of 268 amino acids. The transcript is spliced from 2 exons. The record is from RefSeq and is a predicted model, not a curated record.
AUGGAUUUAGUAGACGAAAAACCUGGCAAUGGUGUAGCCGUCACUCAUCACAAAUUAAAUGGUAUGAAUUACAAGUUGUGGAAGUUCCAAAUUGAUGCUGUGAUGAAAUCCAGAGGCCUGAUGGACGUCAUGGCCGGCAAUGUUCCUGGUGAAACUGCAAGUGCUGCUGAGAAAAGUCAAUACGACAGAAAUGAUGGCAAAGCAAUGGCGAUUUUAAUUUCAUCGGUGGACAAUGAACAAGCGAAUCAUAUUCUUAUGUGUAAGACUGCGAAAGAGAUUGCAGAUAAGUUGUCUAAUUUGCAUGAAAAACGUAGCGAGGUGCGCAUUAUGAAUCUAUAUGAGGAAUAUUUUUCUUUGAAAAUGACUGAGGGCGAAUCAGUUACGUCGUAUGUGUCAAAGGUGAGUAGAAUGGCACAUGAAAUCGAAGACCAAGGUGAAAAACUAUCUGAGAACAUUAAAAUGGUGCGGAUCAUUAGCAGUUUGCCACCCAAAUUUCGUAACUUCAAGACAGUUUGGUACAACAUAAAAGAAGCAAGAACGUUGGAUAGUUUGAUGGCUCGUUUGCAGCUGGAGGAGGAUCAAAUGAACAAAGUGGAUGAUACACCAUCAGAUGUGGCUUCACGUGAAUGUCCGAAGCGCGGUGAAAAGUUUGCCGAACGCAAAAAGGCUGGUAGUGAUGUUGCAUUUUGUGGCAAAGUCGGUGAUGGGUUCACUACGAAUCUUGAGAAUAUUUGGAUUGCUGAUUCAGGUGCAACAGAGCACAUGACAGGUCGCAUUGAAUGGUUUACAGAUUAUAAGAAGUAUUAA